AAUUGCCAACAUAAAAUUGCACCGAGAGCUAUUUUCUUUGUGCUUCACUUCUUCCCAGCUCAGAGACACGUCGAGGCCUCUUAGGCUCUUACUGGGAUCAUCACAAUGGCGUCAGGAGGAGGCGGUGGCAUGGUAAAACUCCCAGCUAACUUUCCCAAAGACUACAUGAUACACGGGAUUGAUAUAAUGGAGGAGAAAAAGCUAGGAGAAGGAGCCUACGGUGUCGUCAAACUGGCCAACUAUCACGGACUGACGGUUGCUGUUAAGAAGCUCCUUCCUUCCUUCUUCCCUACUGAUGUAGUUGUGAACAAAUUAGAUGAGGAGGCUCAGAUAAUAUUGGAAUCAUUCUUUAACGAGUGCAAUAAACUGAGCCAGAUACGUCACCCGAACGUCAUACAACUCCUCGGGAUUACGCUAGACAAAGAGACCAAUCUCCCUGCGAUUGUAAUGGAGCUGAUGCAUGAGUCUCUUACUCAGUUACUCCGCCGUACGUCCACCCUCCCUCUCUUUGUUGAGGUCAAUAUCACCCAUGAUAUUGCCAAGGCUCUCUCCUACCUUCAUGGUGCUUUCCAUCCUCCAAUCGUCCACCGUGACCUUUCCUCUAACAAUAUACUAAUCAGUAGAGACUAUCGGGCUAAAGUCACUGAUCUAGGGGUGUCUAAAGUUGAGUCUUCGUCUUUUUUCCAGCGAAUGGCAAACACCCCCGCCCCUGGCACUAUGGCGUACAUGGCACCCGAAGUAAGACACAUUCCAGCCGAUUGCUCUCCAGCCAUGGACGUAUUUGCCCUCGGAGUUAUAGUCAUUCAAACUAGAUCACACAAGUUCCCUCAACCAGGCCCAGAACAGGAGAAGGGGAAGUUAGGUUUCCCAAAGACGGUUCCAGAGUCUGAGAGGCGUCAUAAUCACAUUAAACUCAUCGGGAGGAACCACCCACUCACAAAGAUUGCUCUCGACUCCAUUAAGAAUAAUCCAAAGGCUAGACCCUCUGCUCUUGAUAUUUGUAGAGAAAUGGAAAAGAUACAGCAAACUGAGAGCUACAAGGAAAGCAAACUUGCUUGCCAAAUUAAAGAUGGAGAAGCAGAGAGGAUCAGAGAGCAAAUAUCAUCACUUCAGCAAGACUUGGAGAGAACAAGAGGAGAACUGGAAGUGACAAAAGGAGAAGCAGAAAGAUUAUCUCAUGAUCUCUCCAUACAGCAGCAACAGAAUCUACACUUGAAGGAGCAGCUCCUUGGAACAACUGAAGGCUCUUCACUUACUGUGAUGAGUGCUGCUGCUAUGAGUGGAGGGGCCAGUGCUUCAGCUACUGAUAGUAAGAAACUAUCGAGUAGGCUCCGCUCUGCCUUGAAGAGAAAGAAGAAGUCAAAAAAGUCGAGUGAAACCAGCUCAAAAGGAGAAGGUGACACUCCUGUCCAGGAGGAAGAGGAGGAGGAGGAAGAGGAAAUAAACGAUGAAGAAUCCGAGGAAGGAUACGCCGUUAUAACGAACCAUGCCCUCUCUGAGGCAGAGCGUGAGAGAAACAAGAGGAUACUCAAAUCGGGUCAGUUUGCUUGGACGAGCCACCGCUGUCUUUUGGAAGGUCUUCAAGGAGUAACUCUCAGAGUUUAUCUCUCCAGUCCUCGUGUGUACUUGUGUGGAGGUGCCACAGCCACUGGUUCCCCUAAUACUAAUGUUUAUUACUGUUCCUCUAAGCAGCUUAACUCAUGGACUAAACUAACCGAGUCAACCCCUCAGUUUUAUUAUGCCUCCUCCAUCAUUAACAGGGAGCUAGUCAUUAUCGGGGGCAUCUCAGUUGAGGAUCAGAAAUGUACUCGGCAACUACUCACUUACGACUUAGAAGAGAAUGCGUGGGUCGAGGUACUGCCUCCUUUACCCACGGCGAGAUCAGCAGCCACUGCAGUAUCAUGGGGAGACUAUCUUAUAGUUCUUGGAGGGAUCAACAACUCCAGUUGCAUACUUGGCACUGUAGAGAUACUUCAUUUACCAUCACAGCAAUGGAGCACGGCCUUCCCUCUUCCUUUUGGGGUAGCUGGUAGCUCUGCUGUUAUAUAUAGGAGUCGGUUGUAUGUGAUGGGUGGGCUCACCAACGAGGGUCUCUCUAGGAGUUUCUUCUCUGUAGCCAUGGACCGCCUCCUGGCAACCAUGAGCAGGAUGAACCGGCUUACCACUACUUCAUCAAACCUCUGGGAGUUUCAUCCAGACUGUCCCUACACCAUGAUGACACUGUGUCUCUUUAACGGGUACCUCCUUGCUCUUGGGGGAAACGAAACAACUGUCUCUGUAUCCCAACCUUCUGAGUGGAUCUGGUCUUACUUCCCCGAGGAUGAGUUGCAUAGUUGGACGCUAGUACAGAAAAUGCAUGCUUCGCGAAAAUUAUGCUGCGCCACUUCUAUCUCAUCUUCUUCCUUGAUUGUUGUCGGUGGUAAUCCUUAUUUUAGUGUUGUCGAUGUCGCAAAGAUUGAGUUGCCUUCGACUCUCCCUCUCUCUCCCUCUUCCUCCUCUCAAUAAAGAUACACGUUGUAUGAAUAAUAUGCUAUAUUGGAACAUUUCGCAUGCAAGAAUAUUUCAGAGUGCUAUUUUACUCACUCUUGUACACGCACACAUUUGAUGAUUAUCAUUAUAAUAUAUUAUCAUUUUUCGUUUUGUUUGUGUGCUAUUUUUUGUUUAAUAAUUAUCUUCUCAUUCAAUACAUUUAAA
Molecule: messenger RNA, 2694 nt
Organism: Amphimedon queenslandica
Lineage: Eukaryota; Metazoa; Porifera; Demospongiae; Haplosclerida; Niphatidae
Exons: 4
Coding region: 106-2505 (799 amino acids)
Biological process (GO): protein phosphorylation
Molecular function (GO): ATP binding; protein serine/threonine kinase activity; protein binding
Source: RefSeq, a predicted model, not a curated record